This is a messenger RNA of Calidris pugnax (ruff), 2106 nucleotides long. It is a transcript of the gene ALB, whose product is annotated as albumin. The transcript has 15 exons. Gene Ontology annotation, cellular component: cytoplasm; blood microparticle. Bases 55 to 1902 code for a protein of 615 amino acids. The record is from RefSeq and is a predicted model, not a curated record. Lineage: Eukaryota; Metazoa; Chordata; Aves; Charadriiformes; Scolopacidae. Gene Ontology annotation, biological process: transport.
CUUCAAUCUUCCUAGCAUUUCUGAAUAAUUUAGCCCACAUUGUAAUUUGCAACCAUGAAGUGGGUAACGUUAAUUUCGUUUAUUUUCCUCUUUAGUUCUGCUACGUCCAGGAAUCUGGAAAGAUUUCCUCGAGAUGCAGAGCACAAGAGUGAGAUCGUCCAUCGCUACAAUGAUUUGAAGGAAGAGACAUUUAAGGCAGUCACCAUGAUCACAUUUGCCCAGUACCUCCAGAGAUGUUCUUAUGAAGGACUGUCCAAGCUGGUGAAGGAUGUUGUUGAUCUGGCACAGAAGUGUGUAGCCAACGAGGAUGCUCCCGAGUGCACAAAAUCACUGCCCACCAUUUUCCUGGAUGAAAUCUGCCAAGUCGAAAAGCUCCGCGACACGUACGGAGACAUGGCUGACUGCUGCAGUAAAGCUGAUCCUGAAAGAAAUGAGUGUUUCCUGUCAUUUAAAGUUCCCCAGCCAGACUUCGUUCAGCCAUACCAGAGACCAGCCUCUGAUGUCAUAUGCAAGGAGUACCAGGACAACCGGGUGCCAUUCCUGGGACAUUUCAUCUAUACUGUUGCAAGAAGAAACCCCUUCUUGUACUCCCCAACGAUCCUCAGCCUGGCUGCUGACUACGAACAUGCCCUCCAGAGCUGCUGUGCAGGGAGUGAUGUUGGUGCUUGCUUGGAUGAGAAGGAAAUUGCCAUUAAAGAAAGAGCCAAGAAAGUCAAUAUGAAGCAGCAGUAUUCUUGUGGAAUCCUCAAGAAGUUUGGCGAGAGAACUUUCAAAGGAAAUAUGCUUGCUCGCCUGAGCCAGAAAUAUCCCAAGGCUCCAUUCUCAGAAAUUCUUAAAAUUCUGGGUGAUGCUAAGGAGAUCUACAAGGAGUGCUGCGAGGGGGACAUGCUGGAGUGCAUGGAUGACAGGGCAGAGCUUAUGACCUACAUAUGCUCUAAACAAGAUGUUUUCUCAAGUAAAAUCAAAGAGUGCUGUGAGAAGCCAGUUGUGGAACGAAGCCAGUGCAUUAUUGAAUCAGAAUUUGAUGAGAAACCUGCAGAUCUGCCUUCCCUAGUUGAAAAAUACAUACAAGAUAAGGAAGUGUGCAAGAGCUACGAGGCAGGCCAUGAUGAAUUCUUGUCAGAGUUUGUCUAUGAAUACUCACGAAGACACCCUGAGUUCUCCACGCAGCUGAUUCUGAGAAUCACUAAGGGCUAUGAAACACUCCUGGAUAAGUGCUGCAAAACGGACAACCCUGCCGAGUGCUACGGAAACGCUCAAGAGGAACUGAACAAACAUAUUCAAGAAACUCAGGAUGUUGUAAAGACAAACUGUGAAAUUCUCACUACCCAUGGCGAGGCCGACUUCCUUAAAGCACUUCUGAUCCGCUACACCAAGAAAAUGCCUCAGGUGUCCACCGAUACCUUGCUUGAAAUUGGGAAGAAAAUGACAAAGGUUGGCACUAAGUGCUGCCAGCUUCCUGAAGACAGACGCAUGAGCUGUUCCGAGGGAUAUCUGAGCAUGGUGAUUCAGGAUAUGUGCAAGAGACAGGAGACCACACCUAUCAAUGACCAGGUUUCCCACUGCUGCAGCGACUCCUACGCUUACAGGAGACCCUGCUUCACUGCCAUGGGUGUAGAUACCAAAUACGUGCCUCCAGCAUUUAACCCAGACAUGUUCAACUUCGAUGAAAAACUCUGCACUGCUCCUGCUGAUGAACGGGAAAUCGGGCAGAUGAAAUUGCUCAUCAACCUCAUUAAACGCAAGCCCCAGAUGACAGAAGAACAAAUAAAGACAAUUGCUGAUGGGUUCAGUGCCAUGGUAGAGAAGUGCUGCAAGCAAACAGAUAUUGAUACAUGCCUUGGCGAAGAGGGUGCAAACCUAAUAGUCCAGAGCAGAGCCACACUAGGAAUCGGCGCGUAAUACGUGGAUGCCAGUGGGAAAAAUAACGAAGAAAAAAAAUACUUCUGUGUAACUUCUCCCGCCCAUUACCUUUUUUCCUUUGGUAUUGAAUGAGUAUUUCAUAAAUCUUCAGUGUUUUGUCAAGCCACAGACUUUUCCAGAAAAUGUUCAAUUCCAAUACUUUGAAAAAAAAUGAAUAAUAAAUAAAAGCUUUAUAAAUCUGCA